AUGAAAGCGUAUUCUAUUUUCAGAUCUGGGUAUUUGUUAGUUCUACUUUGUCUUUUCUCUGUAGAAGGCAAAAAGUCACCUACAGGAAAGCGUACCUGCCGGAAAGGACUACUCUCCCAAGUGACAGAGAACCUAUAUACCAAGGCAACUAGUUUAAAAUCAUCUGUUCCUAAGGAUCUCAUCAAGAAUACAAGACUUCUAAAAAAGACGACAAAAAUGCUGUUUAUGACAAAUUGUAAUGUUCGAGAUCAGCUCCUCUCAUUCUACAUGAAAAAUGUUUUCAGUCAUCUUGGAAUGGAAAGUGAAAAGCUGUACGUUAUUAGUGCCUUCCGGGUCCUGCAAGAGAACAUGAAUGCCUGUCUUCCAUGCGCUCCGUCCACAAGGUUAACUUCUGCUGUCAAAAAUAUAAAGAAAACAUUUCUUAAGCUUGGGGAAAAGGGAGUAUACAAGGCCAUCAACGAGCUUGAUAUUCUCCUUCCCUGGAUUCAGGCCUACAUCCAAACCAUAGUAUGA
This is a messenger RNA of Lagopus leucura (white-tailed ptarmigan), 513 nucleotides long. It is a transcript of the gene IL26, whose product is annotated as interleukin 26. Lineage: Eukaryota; Metazoa; Chordata; Aves; Galliformes; Phasianidae. The transcript has 5 exons. The record is from RefSeq and is a predicted model, not a curated record. The coding region runs from base 1 to 513 and encodes 170 amino acids.